UUGAAAAAAGAAAAUGCAUUUGUGCAAGCGAAAAGCAAAGCGAAAAUAUGGCCUGUAAAUUAUAUCAUAAAUGUGAAAGUGCUCGCCAAGCGUUAACGCCACAGGCAAAGUGAAAAAAGGAGUGCGAGUGGAAGAAAAAAUCAAUUGAAAAAGAAAAAUUGCAUUUCGCUGCCCCAGCCCCCUUUUACGAAAAAUAAAAUAAAAUAAAAGUGUGUAGUAGUAUCAGUGAAAAUAUAUUAAGUUGUUGUACGUGUUUGUGUGCGGAGAUUCAGUGGGGUGCAUGUGCUGAGAAAAGAAGAAGCAGCUGCUGCAGAAAUAGCAAAAGGAGACAGCAACGACAAGCGGCCAAGUUACAAUAAAGCGUUGGAAAAAUGAGUUCAAGUUGUGAAAGAAUAGAAUGGGUGGAAAUAAUCGAGCCGCGCACCAAGGAGCAUAUGUAUGCCAAUCUAACAACUGGCGAAUGCGUUUGGGAUCCACCCGAGGAUGUGCCAAUUAAGCGAACCGACUCAUCGCAAUGGUGGGAAUUGUUUGAUACGAACACGCAGCGCUUCUAUUACUAUAAUGCCGCAACGCAGAAGACCGUGUGGCAUCGGCCGAGCAAGUGUGACAUCAUACCGCUGGCCAAGCUGCAGACCCUCAAACAGAACACCGAUCCGAGUGAGCGACGAGAGCAAACCACGCCACAGAAGCAAUCGGCGGCCAAGCAGCAACAGCAGCAGGCGCAGCAACAGCCAUCGCCCAUGUCGGCAGCAAAUAAGAAGGGGCGUGCCCAACGUGGCAACGGCGCCAUGGCCAGCUCCGAGGAGCAGCUGAUCAGCAGCGAAAUGAUCUCUAGUCCACGAGGCCGUCAAAGUUUUCGCGUUGGCACUGGUGACUCAGCCCGUUCGAUGGAGCUGCAGCAGCAGCAGCAACAGCAAUCACAGCAGCAGCAGGGCUACGGAUCGCGGCGCUCACAAGACUCUUGCAAUCAUUACAAGGAAUCGGGCAAGUCAAGCGAUUCGAGUCUGUCCAGCGCUCAUGGCUAUCGGCGCUUCAAUGAAGCCUCUAAUGGUGCAUCAGGGCCAAAUGAGCCGCUGCGUCUGGGCUCCUUGCAGAAGUAUCAGCACGGCGGCAAGGAUAAUGGCGCCUUUGAAAUGUUGCAAGAAAGCGUCAGCUCGCAUAAUUUACCGCAAGGCUCCUCAUCGUAUGUUGGUGACAGCAACAAGUAUUUCGAUCAUCAAUUGCUGCCCAGCCAUAUGCAGGGAUAUUGCUCCUCCAAGUCAUCCGAUAUUGCCUCACCUACACAUUCGAUAAAUACGCCGCAGGCGCAGAAGAAGAAGAUAUCGCCAGAUGCCGAGCGACAGUACAACUACGCACAACAACAACAACAACAGCAGCAACAGCAACGUAUCGCACAACGCGGCGGAGGAGCAGCUCCCGCCUCUGGUAAACCAUUCGGAUCAGCUAUUGGAGAUCGUGAGUACAAGGUCUCAUUGGCGCGUUCCGGCAGCUUCAUGUCCUCCUCUAUAAAUCCAACGGCUGCUGGACAUCACAGUAAAUCGUAUCGGAAGAGCAGCGCUGAAGCAAAUGGCGGUGGUAUCGGUGGUGGUGGUGGCGUUAGUGUUGGUGGUGCUGUCUAUGGCGGUGCCGCCAGCGACGAUUCCAUGCAUGAAAAGUACUUUAAGUCUGUGGAGAAUACACCGCUCUCGCGGCGCCGGCACACAACUAAUGCUAGCAAGAGCCAAAGCCAAGGCACCACCGGCAGCGGCAGCAGCGGGCACAAGAAACACUCGAGCGACUCCAGUCCACAGAGUCCGAUCAGUCCGCAGACAAAGAGCUCUCGACAGGCCAAGACAAGCGCCACAAAUCCGCCGCCACAGCUGCAGCAGCCUGGAUCAGGGAUGGAUCGUCUCAGCUUGGAGCGGAUGUCGUUGGGCAAAGCGGCGCCUAUUUCACCAAGUGCUGGCUCCGAUAAUCUAGGCAUGUUAACACACUCGUCCAGGGGCUCCAAUGACUCAACAGCCAGGCGUCAAAAAUCCAACAGCUCCACAGCAAAUCGUUCGCAGUCAUCGCACCAUUACCCGGGUCAGAGUUCGUUGCGGCACAGCGCCAGCUCCAGCUUGGACAAACGUGGCUAUCAUCCGCUGCAGAACACGUGUGAGAAGCGGGAUUCGCGGCGUAGCAAGACGCAGCAGCACCAUUUGCAUGCGGACAGCAGCGAUGUGGAGUAUGACAAUGGCAACAUCUCGCCCCUCUACAGCAAUUGCGGGCAGGAGAUGCCGCAUCUGCUGCCACUCAAGCAUUACAUUAUCGAGCAGGCCAAGCUUUAUGGUCGAUAUGACUAUGGACGGGAUGGCGAUGGCGUUGGUGAUUCGGAUUCGUAUCACUCGGAUAGUCAGUCGGAGCAUUCACUCUCUGGCCAUGAGCCGGACAAUGAGGACUCCGACGGUGGCUCUGAUACACAUGGCGGCUAUUUGGAGCACAAUUAUGGCAUGAUUGACGACUACGCCAAUAUGGGCGACAGCGUCUCCUACUAUGCCUAUCAGUAUCCGCCCUACGAUCCAGCUGGUCGCGAGGAUAUUUCCGACAACGUGGAGGCCGUGCUGGAGGGUAUUGGCGGCAAUCAGGAUCCCGUCGCAGCUCCCAAGCCCAAGCCUCGCUAUCAGAUCUCAUACUAUGACACCGUCUCCCAUUGCCCUCCUUCGUCAGGGGGUCAGGGCCAUCAGUACAAUCAGCAGAAUAAUCAGCAGCUGUACUCAAAUACGCCCGCCUAUCCGUUUGCUAGUCAUGGUCAUGGCCAUGGUCAUGGCUUGGGCCAGCCACCGGCACCUCCACACCACCAGCAGCAGCAACUGCAUUUGGAUCCCAGUGAUGCGUCCAGCGCCAAACAGAAGCAAUCUCAGACAUUGCCCUCGCCCAAUCGUCAAAUUUCCCGUCUAGUCGCCGGCCAGUUAACCAAAGAUGAGUCCAAUCAUGGCCAAUCGCAACAGCAGCAGCAACCGCCGCAGUCGCAGCAAUCUCAGCUCUUGGCCAGCAGCAGCAACGCCAACGCCAACAACAACAACGCUAGCGGCUCUGCGGACAGCGGCGUAGGCGGCAGCAAUGUCUCUUGCAGCAACACGGACAACAGCUGCAGCCAAAGUCAAUCAGACGGCCAGAAUGAGUUAACGCGCUAUAGCAGCGAAGAUGUGUCCGGGAACGAAUCGAGCGAAGCGCCGAACAUGACCGAAGUGGAGCGUCAGGCGGAGCUCAAUCGGCACAAGGAGGAGAUGCAGAAGAAGCGUCGUAAAAAGCGCAUCAGCUCCUCGCUGCACUCGUCAACAUUUCAGGAGUUGUAUAAGCUGACGGGCGAGAUAUUGGGCGAGGGUGCCUAUGCAUCGGUGCAGACGUGCGUUAACAUCUAUACCGAUCUGGAGUAUGCUGUGAAGGUAAUCGAUAAGAUACCAGGACAUGCGCGUGCGCGUGUCUUUCGUGAAGUGGAGACAUUCCAUCACUGUCAGGGACAUCCGGGCAUCUUGCAAUUGAUCGAAUUCUUCGAAGAUGAUGAGAAAUUCUAUUUAGUGUUUGAGAAAAUUAACGGCGGCCCAUUGCUCACGCGUAUCCAGGAGCAAAUCUGUUUCUCGGAGCACGAGGCGGCGCAGAUCAUCAAAGAGAUCGCGUCCGGCUUAGAUUUUCUGCACAAGAAGGGCAUUGCUCAUCGUGAUCUCAAGCCGGAGAAUAUAUUGUGCGUUAAAACGGAUUCGCUCUGUCCAAUUAAAAUAUGUGAUUUCGAUUUGGGCUCCGGCAUUAAGUUCACCACGGACAUAUCAUCGCCAGCGGCCACUCCCCAAUUGUUGACCCCAGUCGGCAGCGCCGAGUUUAUGGCUCCCGAAGUAGUCGAUUUAUUCGUAGGCGAAGCCAAUUAUUACGAUAAGCGCUGUGAUUUGUGGUCUCUGGGUGUAAUUGCCUACAUUCUGCUCUGCGGUUAUCCUCCAUUUUCGGGCAACUGCGGAGAGGAUUGCGGCUGGAAUCGCGGCGAAAACUGUCGAACGUGCCAGGAGCUGCUCUUCGAGUCAAUUCAAGAGGGCCGUUUUUCUUUUCCGGAGGCUGAGUGGCAGGAUGUGACCGAUGAGGCCAAAGAUCUAAUUUGCCGUCUUUUAGUUAAACAAGCAUCGAAACGUCUCAGUGCCGAAGCUGUGCUCAGUCAUAAGUGGAUUCGCAUGUGCGAGCAGGAGCCGCUUGUCAGCAAGCAAACGUGCCGCCAUAAGGCGCUGCAAACGCCAAACAAUAUCCGACGUAACCAUCAAUCGGCACGUGAGAUCUCACAGUUUGCCGAGUCGGCUAUGGCUGUGAAGCGGGUGAUCCUGCAGCAUUUCUCGAUGCGCUACGAUUAUAUGAAGGAGCGCCCGAACAUCUACCAGCCCUCGCAGGCCUAUAAGGACGCGUACAGCGAUGAGAAUUAUAAUCCAAAGCCGCCGGCUCACUAUGUACGCAGUCGCUCUCGUAAUGCAUCAGCAACAUCAUCUGCUGUCCUCGCUAACAACAACGCAACAACAAUUGCCUCCUCUUCGUCCACUUACGGCGGUCGGCUGUCUACGGCUCAGCGCAGUGGGGCUAGUAGCCUUAGCCGUCAAUCGUCGAGGAAUGCCUCUGGCAUAUUUAACAAUAGCGGUGGCUUCAAGACCCUCAAUGUGCACGAGGAGGACGAUGACGAUGAAGAGGCGUUGGAGGCUUUUGGUCGUCUGGAUGACGGUGUAGAUGACGAGUGGGCGCAGUCCACACGUCGGUAUCAGGAGCAGCGCGAGCGCCAAAAACAACAGCAGGAGCAAAAUCCGAACAAUGGCCAUGUUGGCGAUCCRAUAUAUGAUGAUGAUGAGAUGGGCGAGGAGGAGGAGGAAGAGCGAGACGGCGAGGACUAUCAGCAUUAUAAACAUUAUUGGCGCACGCUUGGCGAAGAUGAUGGCGAUGAUUAUCUCUAUGAGCAGCAGCAGCAGCAGCAGCGUGAGGAUUAUAUAGCUGAAGAAGAUGAGUUCGACGAGGAGGAGGMGAAGCAUAAGGAGCUGAAGAAAACUGAUGCUGACAAUCGAAAGCAAUUGAAAGCUAAAGGUGAUGAGAGCGAAGAGGAGGUUAAGGUAGUAGAGAAGGACGAUGAACUUAUUAUUGAUAAUAUGGAAAAAAUAAAGCAAAGUGAAUUUGCUACAAAAGCAACAACAAUGCGCAACGAUGCGCAGGAGAAAAGCGUGUUUAAGGGUGAGGAGAGGCAGGAGAACGAGGAUGAUGAUGUUGAUGGGCCUAAAAAGCAACAAGCAACGUCAUGUGAUAUUAGUGCUACUACAAUCACCAAUACCAAUACCAACAUCAACAGCAACAGCAACAAAAUGCAAACAACACCAGUUAAAGCAACAACAACAACCCAAACGAAUGGCAACAAAGGCAAUGAUAGGGAUAACGAUUAUUCUAAUGAUUACGAUAAUGAUGAUGAUAAUGAUGAUAACGAUGAUGAAAAUGAUAAUGAUAAUGUUUAUGAUAAUGAUGAUGAUUAUGUUAAACUAUUGGAUAGUAUUAGUGAUUUAAAUGAAAAGCUACCUGAAAUUUAUGAGACUGCAAAUAUUGUUGUCAACUCAGCGGCAGUGCCGGCAGCAGAAGCAACAACAACACCAGCAGCAGAAGCAGCAGAAAGAGCAACGUGCCCACCAAACGAUAAUGAUAACGAUAACAAUGUAGAUGAUUUGAAAGUGCCGACAACUGCAGCUGGGAAGACAACAAUGCGAACGACUUUUGGCAAACAACAGCAACAUCAACAGCAGCAGCAUGAAGAAGAACAACAACAAUCUGCUGGCAACAGUAACAAACAGCAGCGCAAUGUUUACUUUGCAUUGGAUGCAUAUCAAAAUGACGAGGAUGCCGACAUUGAUGAAGAAGACGAUGACUACGAUGAUGAUGAAGAUGAGGAAGAUGAUGAUGAUUAUGAUGAUGAGCAUGAGAUGCAAUCGGUUGGAAAUGGUUUAAAGCCAACGAUCCCAGCCAUCUGCAAUGCCUACACACGAAAGCAACGGCAGCAGCAGCAACAGCGCUAUGUUGCGCCACACGCUGAGCCGCAUCGCCUAGAGAAUUGGCGCCAUCGCAGCCAUCAGCCGGAGCAGCCGCAGCGGCAUAACAUGAUCGCUCCUGGUGGCGGAGGCGGUUUUCGAAAGUACCGCCCACCUUUUAGCACUGGCGGCGGCGGCGGCCAUUAUGGCAAUCAGCARCGCAACUAUUUGGGUAGCUUCUCGCACGGCGGCGGUGCCGCUGGCUACAAGAUACAGCAGCAGCAACAGCAGCAGCAGCAGCGGCAUAACAGCGCUGGAAGCAGCAGCGGCGGCUCGCCGCCUUCUGAUGAGCACUCGACGUCGCCUGCAACGCAGAUUCGGAACUGGCGACAGGAUUGCGUCUAUGCGCCCAUGCGUGGUUGCGGUAUGAAUCAGCCCAGCCGAGGUCUGCAGCGCGCCAAUCAGCAGCAGCAUCAUCAGCAGCAGCAGCAGCAGCAGCCAACUGUUCGCAUUGGCUCCGGCCGCUUUGUGCAUUCGUCCCAAGUGCCGCCACAUCUGUUGGAUGAGCCGCCCACAUUGGGCAUCGGACUGUCGCCGCCCAGCGAGAGUCUAUUGCUGCAGCGGCGCAUGCGGCAGCAGCAGCGGCCCGGCGACUUGGCCGAGUAUUGUGAGCCCGCUACGGCCAGUGGCUAAGUGUAUCAAGAACAAUUGCAACAACAACAACAACAAUAACUGCAGCUAUUAGAGGGAGUCCCAUGUGG
Molecule: messenger RNA, 6748 nt
Organism: Drosophila arizonae
Lineage: Eukaryota; Metazoa; Arthropoda; Insecta; Diptera; Drosophilidae
Gene: RhoGAP93B
Product: MyTH4 and RhoGAP_KIAA1688 domain-containing protein RhoGAP93B
Biological process (GO): signal transduction
Cellular component (GO): cytoplasm; cytoskeleton
Molecular function (GO): protein binding; GTPase activator activity
Source: RefSeq, a predicted model, not a curated record